Molecule: messenger RNA, 1087 nt
Organism: Cladocopium goreaui
Lineage: Eukaryota; Dinophyceae; Suessiales; Symbiodiniaceae
Source: the annotation of a GenBank genome assembly
AUGGAGCACCACCAACCACAGGUCCUAUCGUCUCGCCUAUUUCACCUCCGUCCCUGGCGUGAUUUUGAUGUGCGAAGGGAAGUGGCAAGGGAAGUGGCAGGUGGCAAUGACGCUGAAAUCCAGCGAAACUGGAAGCCGGAGCCCAUUGAGUUUGAUCAAAUGUACUUUGGCCCCGGCGACCGGGCAGCCUUUGGACUACCAGAUGGUGGCAACGAGGACAUCAGCCUGACAGAGUUGACUCUGGGAUCCUACCGCUACUUCCGCGCGCACGACGGCUUUGUGGCGCUCAACCUGACGAAGGGCAUCACAGAGACCCUACAGAAGACGGUGCACAACCGCAACGUGCCACGCCUCAGUCGUUACCGAGACGCGGAAGUGGUGAACAACCGCGAGCCUUUCAGUAGCGAGAUCGAACCCACAGUUCCACCUGGAUUUAUGGAAAACUAUCGCAUCGCCCCCGUCUUUCUGGAGUGGGCGCCGUGCACGACACGCUAUCGGAUCAGUGCGGGCUGCUUGAACCAGAAUCAAGUGGUCGGCUGGGCUGUUGCCACCUCCAGAUCUCUGUGCACCAACCUGCGCAUGGUGAGUUGCAGAGAGCAGGACCCUCUCUUGGACCCACUGUACCAUUGCACCGACGCUCCAGUCCGGGGCCAAGUCUUCAAAGGCAGCAUCCAGGGCCUCUGCGGACGAACGGUGCCACCGCCGACCUCAGAGGUCAUCGAUGAACUCUCAGCCCUCCUGUUGUUGGAUGGAUGGCCCGAGAAUCGCCUGCCCAACGUGACGCACGGAUGGUACGACGUUUGGCCCGAGGAAUGUAUCAACAACACGGAGAAGUGCGAGUCCCAAUGGAACAGCAUCGAGAUGCUGGGCCUGAUCUGCGUGGGUCUCACGAUCCUCUUGGCCCUGUUGCCGUGGAUCCUGGACUGCCGCACCGAUGCGAAGAUUCGCACCGCCAUGGCCUUCCAGGACGACGGACUCGGUCGGAGAUCGGGUCCCGGGGAGUUUGGAGGAAGAGAUCAAGACCAGGAGCAAGAAGGGUGCGGGUUCUUCACCGCCUCCGCCUGUUGCGGGGAGACCUCUGAGACCG